This is a messenger RNA of Durio zibethinus, 1308 nucleotides long. Its product is annotated as spermidine synthase 1-like. The record is from RefSeq and is a predicted model, not a curated record. NCBI's taxonomy places the organism in Eukaryota, Viridiplantae, Streptophyta, Magnoliopsida, Malvales, Malvaceae. Gene Ontology annotation, cellular component: cytosol. Gene Ontology annotation, molecular function: spermidine synthase activity. Gene Ontology annotation, biological process: spermidine biosynthetic process.
CACUAUUUUCAUCUAUGGCCGGCAAGCUCAUGAGCAGAAAAGAAAAUUGUUUGUAAUCUAGUAAGAAGAAAAGGAGAGACUAAUAUUCCCUUCAAUGGCAGAGAUGAAUAACAUUGUUUCUGGUGCAAAUAUUCACAUCAACACACACAGAAAGAUUGUGAGUGUGAGCAGUGAGACUAGUGACAGUGUUGAAAUGGAGGCCAAUAUGAAAGAAACUGCAGGCGAUCUUUUGCAUCCCAGUAUAAAUGGAUGGUUUGCUGAGCAUUGCCCAAUUUGGCCAGGACAAGCACAUUUUUUAAAGGUUGAAAAAGUUUUAUUUGAGGGUAAGUCAAAGUACCAAAGCAUGAUGGUGUUUCAGUCAUCAGGAUAUGGCAAGGUGUUUGUGUUGGACGGGGCUCUCCAACUGACAGAGAAGGAUGAAUGUUCAUAUCAAGAAAUGAUGACUCACCUUCCUCUUUGCUCCAUUCCAGACCCCAACAAGGUGUUGCUUAUUGGUGGAGGAGAUGGUGGCAUCCUCAGGGAAAUCUCUCGCCACACUUCUGUCGACCAUAUUGAUAUAUGCGAGAUCGACACAAUGCUGAUUGACGUGUACAAGGAAUUCUUUCCGGAUAUUGCCAUUGGAUACGAUGACCCUCGUGUAACACUUCAUGUUCAAGAUGGAACUGCGUUUCUGAAGUCUGUUCCAAAUGCUACCUAUGAUGCAAUAAUAGUGGAUGCGUUUGACCCAAUAAGACCUGAACAUGAGCUUUUUGACAGUCCAUUCUUUGAGUUGGCAGCAAAAGCUCUCCGUCCAGGAGGAGUGAUGUGUAUCCAGGCCGAAAGCCUGUGGUAUCAGCCAUUCGAUAUUGAGCAACUCAUUUCAAGUUUUCGCCAUAUUUUCAAAGGAUCUAUCAGCUAUGCAUGGACUGUUGUUCCUACAUAUCCUAGUGGCGUGAUUGGUUUCUUGCUUUGCUCAACCGAAGGGCCAUAUGUCGACUUCAAAAAGCCUAUCAACCCCAUCGAUCCCAACCAAUGUUCAGGCGUAGCCAAACUACCCUUGAAAUUUUACAACUCAGAGGUACACUCAGCUGCAUUUUGUUUGCCAACUUUUGCGAAAAAGGCAAUUGCCUUCAAUGUUUGAGGUGUUGUGAGAAUUAUGAGUUGUUAUAGGUGGGCAAUGUUGGACAUUGCGCAAAGCAAAUUUGCAAUAAAGUUUUAGAAAUAUAUAACUUUGCAUAUACCAAACGCAAGGUUUCACCCUUUCCUCCCAUUCUGAAAUGUGAGAAAAUCAUUAUUUGAAAUUUGCUGAUCAUUCUAAUAAUAAAAGAC